Anoplopoma fimbria (sablefish) is the source of this 1001-nucleotide messenger RNA. It is a transcript of the gene c19h11orf58, whose product is annotated as chromosome 19 C11orf58 homolog. Bases 105 to 638 code for a protein of 177 amino acids. The transcript is spliced from 5 exons. The record is from RefSeq and is a predicted model, not a curated record. Lineage: Eukaryota; Metazoa; Chordata; Actinopteri; Perciformes; Anoplopomatidae.
GAAACCGGAAGUGGCGACACAGAGAGUUGUUGACAAACCCAGCUAGCCUCUGCUAGGUGGCAUGCCAUUUCAUUGACAUUUCUCCCCCUAAAUCUUCCUUCAUAAUGAGUUACUCAGAGGAUAGGCAUGGGACAAAGCGACCAGCGUCUCCAGAUGACGAUGGGUCUACCCAGUGGGCAGCAGCGGAUCUGGGAAGCAAUGAAAGGAAGCAGAAGUUUUUACGUUUGAUGGGCGCUGGAAAGAAAGAACACACAGGACGCCUCGUCAUUGGCGACCACAAGUCGACAUCCCACGUCCGCAGUGGGCACGAGGAUAAGAGGAUGAACGAGCAGCUAGAGAUGCAGUACCAGCAGAGCAUGGACGGGAAGCUGUCGGGCCGGAACCGGAGACACUGUGGCCUGGGUUUCAGUGAGCCUUCCCCAGAGCGAGAGUCGUUGCCUUCCCCACCGGUGGACGGUCAGCUAAAGGAAACAGAGCCAGUAAAGUCCACCUGUGAAGAGAAACCCACAGAUGCCAAGGACAAAGUCAGCGACCCCGACCCAAAGAAACAGACCUCAGACCAGGCCAAGUCCAGCUCAGACAGUAAGGAGGAAGAACGGAAACACGCCGACAAGAUGGGCUUUGUGAAGUCGGCGUAGGGUCGAGGGGUCGGGCCCGGAGGAACUAGUUUUUGUAAUCUCCAAUUUGUACAUUUUGACGUUAUUUGUUUUACUGUAGGCGAUCACCCGUCAUCCACAAGCACUCGUCACUGGGCGACAUCCUGGAGUGCAUGUGGUCAGAGAAUUAAGCCUACAGGCUAAAAAAGGUCAGCUGUGGGUUGAGUGGUGGUCUAUCAAAUUAAGAUGGCAAACAGUCCCGUUUGUGUUUUGUUUGAACAUUUUAACAGUCACUGCAUUCGCCAAGAAUUAUGUUGGAUUAAACGGGAUUGAUUGCCAUUCAGCAUGAUUGGUAUACACAUUGUACAUUUUGUGAAUUCUUGUUUGACAACCAAUAAAAGGAAG